CAUACACAUUUUUGUCAGUGACAUUUUUGUUUACAUUCCGUUCGAUCACCUACAAAUCAGAUCUCCAUCGAAAAAGGGCUUUAUAACCGAAAUUAUGUUCAAAAACACGUUUCAAUCGGGUUUCCUUUCGAUAUUGUAUUCGAUUGGCAGCAAACCAUUACAAAUCUGGGACAAAAAAGUGCGAAAUGGUCACAUUAAACGAAUUACAGAUAACGACAUACAGAGCUUGGUACUGGAACUGAUUGGAACCAAUGUGAGCACAACGUUUAUAACAUGCCCGGCAGAUCCGAAGAAAACUCUGGGAAUCAAAUUGCCCUUUCUGGUGAUGAUCAUAAAGAAUUUGAAGAAAUACUUUACAUUUGAGGUUCAGGUUCUGGAUGACAAAAAUGUACGACGAAGAUUCCGUGCCAGUAACUAUCAGUCAACAACUCGAGUGAAACCGUUUAUUUGCACGAUGCCAAUGCGGCUGGAUGAGGGCUGGAAUCAAAUCCAAUUCAAUUUAUCAGAUUUUACCAGACGCGCUUAUGGCACCAACUACGUGGAGACACUGCGUGUACAAAUUCAUGCAAAUUGUCGAAUUCGACGGGUGUACUUUUCGGAUCGAUUAUAUUCAGAGGAAGAGUUACCAUCCGAAUUUAAAUUGUUUUUACCCAUACAAAAACCAGCACCGAAGGCACUAGCUAAUCAAUGAAUUGAUCAGACAGAUUGUAUGAUUUAGGAGCGAAUGUUGAAUUUAAAAAGAUUUUAAAUUUCAAAACGACUGAAAGUUUACCAUUUAUGAUGCACAAUUGUGAGUUUCAUUGUUAACUCAAAGUAAUGUCAAUCAAUUCACAUUUACAACAUUUUUUUUCACUCAAAAGCUUAAACCAUUUGUAUCACGCGUUUUUUGUGUUACCAACCACGUUGUGUCACGUAAAGUUAUCAAACGGAAAAAUAAUAAAAAAAUCUAACGACCCUCUGGACUGAAA
Messenger RNA from Bradysia coprophila, 968 nucleotides. RefSeq names its product cilia- and flagella-associated protein 20 (gene Bug22). Lineage: Eukaryota; Metazoa; Arthropoda; Insecta; Diptera; Sciaridae. The record is from RefSeq and is a predicted model, not a curated record.